Molecule: messenger RNA, 147 nt
Organism: Dentiscutata erythropus
Lineage: Eukaryota; Fungi; Glomeromycota; Glomeromycetes; Diversisporales; Gigasporaceae
Source: the annotation of a GenBank genome assembly
AUGACUAAACUUUCCGGGCACUUCGAUAGAGGCGCGGAUGAGUUUGGUCCAGGGAUUAGGAUCAACUUCGAACAUAUGGAACUCAAAGAGCUGACCUUUAUUCUUGGCGACAAAAACGUCGCUUAUAUAUUUUUUACACACUUACGA